AGAGCUUCCGGGAGAGAAGUUUAAACAGAGAAGAGAGAUUGACCAGACUGGCAAGGGUACCUUCUGGUCACCUGGCACUGGCAUCAGACUUGAGGGUCCUGUGUAAAUCACACCAUUUACCGAGGAUGGAUGAGGACAUAAAUUGUAUGACUGAGAGAAUUAUAAUAAACCUUACCCUUGAGAUCAUCUAUAUCCUGACCGGAGAGGAUUACACAGUAGUGAAGAAGACUGGUAUGGAGUGUAUGACACCCAGCAGCACUCGCAGCAUGUUAGUAGGCUGGAGACGAGCUCAUAGCUCCUUUACUGUGCCUUCACCUCACUCGUUACUUGAGAGAAACAAGAAUGUGAAGAUCCUGGAACUUACCAAUAAGAUCAAUCAGCUGCUGACUGGGGAGGUUUCUAUAAGGUGUCAGGAUGUCACUGUCUAUUUCUCUAUGGAGGAGUGGGAAUAUUUAAAAGAACAUACAGAUCUGUACAAAGACGUCAUACGGAUUAAUCACCAGCCCCACACAGGCCCAGAUGGAUCCAGUGAUAUUACUAGCCUAGAAGGAUGCUUCAGUUCUCCUUAUACCGAGGAUUGUCCAACAGAAAGUCCCUGUGCCAUGCCAGAUCCUCAGGGUAAAGAUUUGAUUAAUAUUAAAAUUGAAGUAAUAGAUGAUGAAGAAGAAGAAACUUAUAUGAGGAGUGAUCAGCAGUGUAAGGAGGAGAACACUAAUGCUUAUAUCUGUCCAGGUCAACAGAGCAGAAGAAAUAUAGUAAAUGGACAUUUAAAUUUUUCUUCGGAUUGUGAAACAGAAGUUAAUAUCUCUUCUCAAGUUCCACCAGGAAAAAGCUCCACUACCCCAAAUCUACCCCCAGUUGUCCAUAGCACAUGUCUAUUUUGUGAUUCCUCUAAUCACGAAGAACAGUCUUUUGAUACGUUGCCUAUUGAUACACAAAGUGCAGAUCAUACAGAAGGCAAAAUUUAUCCGUGUUAUGACUGUAGAAAAAAGACAAACCUUAUAGCACAGCAGAGAAUUCUCAUAGGGGAGAAGCCAUUUUCAUGUUCAGAGUGCGGGAAAUGUUUUACAUCGAAAGCUAAUCUUCUUCAACAUUGGCGAAUUCAUACAGGAGAGAAGCCAUUUAGAUGUGCUGAGUGUGGGAAAUGUUUUACCUGGAAAUCAAGCCUUCUGGACCAUCAGAGAGUUCACACUGAUGACCCACAAUUUCGAUGUUCUGAGUGUCCAAAAAGCUUUGUGCAUAAAUUGUCUCUUGUUAAGCACAAGAGAAUCCAUACUGGAGAGAGGCCAUUUUCCUGCUCUGAAUGUGGGAAAUGUUUUUCACAGAAAUCUGAUUUCAUUAAACACCAGAGAAUCCACACAGGGGAGAGGCCAUUUUCAUGCUCUGAGUGUGGGAAAUGCUUUACACAGAAGCCACAUCUUGUGCGCCAUGAAAUGAUUCACAAACAUUAACAGGACAAUUAUUAGGACUUUUUAUCGUUUUAACAUUUUUAUUUUUUGUAAAUAUCAGGAAAACAACAUCACUAGAUCUAAAUUAUUUGUCCAUGCUGGAUACAGACUCAGAGUUACAAAGUCCCACUCAAUGAAUCAGAACUUUGUGUGAGUUGUAAGCUAUUCAGUCCUUUGUUCUGUCUGCCUAGGGUUUUAUUAUAGGCCUCAAAUGUACAGCCAUAUUCAUACAAGCUUACAGUUAUAAUAUGGCAACCAAGAAGGUAUAUGGAGUGUUACUGUGCCUCCAAUGUCAUACAAAAUUGUACAGAGAAAAAUUGUUGCACGCUAAUUCAGAUACUGUAUUAUAGUCUUAUUCAUCCUAGAAGCAUAGGUUCCCAGAGAGAUUAUCUCCAUAAUAUGGUGUCAUACAGUGGCACUACAGCAGUAUGGUAUGGAACUGCAAGGAUAUGCAAGCUCCAUGCAUACACUCUGCUGUGUCUAUAGGCCUUACUCCUAUUUUAAGACAUGAAAUGCUCUUGGUAUAAUAUCCUUUUAAUUGAUAUAUUUCAACAUUUUGUUUGUGUUUGGUCUUGUUGUGACACUGCAGGGUUCAAGUAAAACUAUACCUUUGAGUUGGGUAAACAAAAUUUUGUAUAGAGGUUGUAUUCAAUAAUACUUGUUUAUGCAACAUAGAACUUAAAAGAAAUAUGUCAUCAUAAAUUAUUAAAUCAAUUUUAUUGUUUUUUGUUUUGUUUUGUUUUUCUGUUUUUUUUUUUUAUAGAGCUUUUGGUGAGAUGUCCAAAAAGAAUCCCUGCCAUUAUAGUUAAGAAAAAAAAUCUAAAAUUUUUUCACUGGCCACCAAAUCUAAUAUGUCAAGUCUUCCUGUUUUAGAUAUAUAUUUUAAAGCAGCCUCAUAGUACAUAGACACAAUAAACUCAAGUGGAUCUAACUGACUGCUGUUGGUGUAUUUUCUAGCCACCUCUGCAGAGGUCAUUGUAAAGGGUUAGUAGGUGAUUUAUUUAUUUUUUUUACCUGUGAAUGGUGAAUUCUGCUUUAUCUAUACAAGGCUUAUCUGUCAUUGUAAUCCUCCCUGUGUUGAUAACAAGAUGACUACUGACUGAUCUGUACUGAAUAGGAAGUUUCUACACAUUAUUAGGGUAAGUGGCCAGUGUGAAAUUGCUGAUUUUUUUUAAAUAAAAAAUUUAAUCAAAAUAUGUUUAACAUAAAAAGAAGACUUCGAACCGCAGCCAACUCUGCAGAACGUGGAACGGAGGAGGAGGAGGCAGUGGAUUCACCCUAUUGUCUCUCAGCGGCACAGGAAGGGUCAUUUCCACGUGCUGUACAUGGAUAUGCGACAGCAUCCUGAUAAAUUUCAUCUGUAUUGUCGUAUGUCUGUGAGCAGCUUUGACUUGUUGUUAGCGACUCUGCACCCUGGCCUCACCUAGCGGGACACAAAUAUGAGGAGCUGCAUUUCUCCAGAGGAACGGCUCAUCAUCACGUUGAGGUAUGCAUCGUUUAUUUUAUAGAAUGUGCUUAGUAAUACAUGUUAUUAAUGUUAUCAUGUUGUUAUAUGUGUCAGUGUCGUGCCAAAUUUUUCAAUGGUAAAUUGAGAAAUAGUAGUGUAGACAGGCACUCUAUACUAGGAGACACACAUGUAGAUAUAGAGUGCACGUCUACAGUACUUUUUUUCGAUUUUCCAUUUUAUCUGACUGGGUGAUUCAGGCUAGACGACUAGCACCUAUACAUAUUUACUGAGCGGGUGACCAACCACUUUGGUUAUAUUAGUUGUAAAUAGUGGUUGUUAUAGUAUAUAAUCUUUUUUUCUUUUUGUUUUUCAGA
Messenger RNA from Bufo gargarizans (Asiatic toad), 3269 nucleotides. Its product is annotated as oocyte zinc finger protein XlCOF7.1-like. The record is from RefSeq and is a predicted model, not a curated record. The coding region runs from base 126 to 1451 and encodes 441 amino acids. The transcript has 7 exons. Gene Ontology annotation, biological process: regulation of DNA-templated transcription. NCBI's taxonomy places the organism in Eukaryota, Metazoa, Chordata, Amphibia, Anura, Bufonidae.